This is a messenger RNA of Gallus gallus (chicken), 6002 nucleotides long. RefSeq names its product pleckstrin homology and RhoGEF domain containing G7 (gene PLEKHG7). Gene Ontology annotation, molecular function: guanyl-nucleotide exchange factor activity. Lineage: Eukaryota; Metazoa; Chordata; Aves; Galliformes; Phasianidae. The record is from RefSeq and is a predicted model, not a curated record. The transcript has 16 exons. The coding region runs from base 109 to 2577 and encodes 822 amino acids. Gene Ontology annotation, biological process: Rho protein signal transduction.
GACUGAUGCUGACACUGCUUGCACACUCAUGAUUAGCAGAAAUACUAAAGUCCUAAAGCUGUUGAAAUCCACAUUUAAACGAGAUUCAAACUGCAGAUAUAAAUCUUCAUGCUGUCAAGAAAGAUGCAACAACCAAGUUCUGAUCAUUCUCCAGACCUGGUGAAAGAAACCUGCGUCAACAUGGAACUUCUAAACAAGGAAAGUGAGCUUCAUAAAGGAAAUGCUGCUUUGUUUGGAAGCAACAGUCCAGAAGACACCUUCAGUCCUUGUGAAACACAACCAGUAUCAGUUUAUAUGGACACCACCACACCGCCAGGUGACUGCACUCAAAGACGAGGGUAUACUGAGUCUUCACUUCUGAAGCUUCCAACAGAGGAGUGCACUGGGAGCCAUCACACAGCUUUCCAGUUUGACCGGCAUGCUCUGGCCAGAAUUUCCACUUCUCCAACCCUAAGGCGUUUAAGGAUGGCCUCUGCUUCACAGGCACUGACAUUUCAGGACUUCUCUGACACGGCUCAGCUGGGGAAUCAAACAGAAUACACAGGCUCUCUUCACCAUAUUUGUAAAACUCCACCCUGGUGCACUAAGUCUUCCUCACUGUCAUUGCCUUCUUGUGUCUACGUGAAAUUACUGUCUUCCAAAGCAAAGACAGAGACAACUUCAGCAGACCCAGAGUCUGCCAACCCUGAAUUCAAGUUACCAAGGCAAGAAGAUCCUCUCAGCAAUGGCACACCCAAGGAGAUGCUCCAAAAUUCUUGGCGAGCCAACUCUGCUACACUGCCCAGGAGGUUCCCACGCUUCAGCUGCGUGUCACAGGAGGGUAUCCAGGUAAGCACAGUGGGAUACAACAGGAUAUUUGCUGCUUUGGAAGAUUUUUUUUCUCAUUUCUCCCUUAAUACCUUAUGUCAUAGCCACUGUGAUUCAGUUUUUAGCUCGCUUCCUCCCAUAUCAGCAAGGAGCACUUCAGGAAUUCCUUCCACAGCUACACAAGGAGAGAUGACAUGCAUUAUUGUUGAGUUUCACAGAUCAGCCGAGCGCAGGCGUAGCUCUGUGGUGGUGAGCUUGCCAGGACUCGAGGUGUUCCCUGGCGACCUGCUGGUGUCAGACAGUGCCUUGGACUACCUUCCCCACACAGCCCUGCUGCUAAAUGGAGAAUCCAAAAAGCCAAGGUGGCCUUUUGCCAAAAGAGGAGUUGGUAAAGACAGACAGAAGCAAGCAUCUGAUCUGGAACACUGUCUUUCAACCAUGAAGGCCAUAGAUUGCGGCACAUACGAUUUUUGCUGUUUCAAGAGUAAAUCUUGGCAUGAAUUUAUAAAGGCUCAACAGACCGAGCAAAAAGAUGUCAACGGCCGACCGCAAGUGAAAAAGGAAGAAGCAGUGUGGGAACUUUUCACAAGUGAAUGCACUUACUUUCUGGAUCAUUUGCUGGUUCUCAAGAUGAUAUUUAUGAACACUCUAAAAUACCUCCAGAGUAACGAAUUUCUCUUGGAUGUGGACUUAUGGAGACUUUUUGCAAACUUGGAGGAGUUAAAUAAGAUAAGUCUCAUCUUCGUGAAAAAUUUUUUUGAAACCAUGAAAGAACAUGUCAGUGAGUCAGGAUCACCUAUGAAUUCCAUCUCCAUACUCAAAAAGUUUUUCCAGGGUGACCUCUGCCAGACACACCAGAUUUAUUGCCUCAAUUAUACCUCUGCUGUCUUCUACUUGGAAAAGCUGAGACAGAGGGAAGAUUUUGGCAUCUACCUGAAGUGGUGUGAGCAGAAGGAGCAGUGCAGGAGGCUGCACCUGCCGGAGCUGCUGGUGGCUCCUCUGCACCGCCUGACCCGCUAUCCCCUCCUCCUGAACAACAUCUGGAAGAGAAGCACAGACAAAACAGAGAAAGAUUCUAUCCAGUCACUUAAAGAGAAGGUGGAGAAGUCCAUAUGGGAUCUGGAAGGUAAAGUCAAGUGGUUGGACAACUUUCAGAAAUUCAGGCAGCUCCAUGAGGUCAUAAUUUGGCCUCAAGUCUGGGAUCGUGACAAGAGAUUCUUUGUCCCAGAGAGUUUGAAACAAAGCUUGAGAGAGAACAGCAGUGAAAACAUUUUGUCUUCGGCAAGCAGACGACUUCUUCACGACGGGAGGCUGACACUGGCAGAAAGCACAAGACUUCUUGAUGUCUACCUCUUUCUAUUCGAUGAUUUCCUACUAAUCACCAAAAUUAAACGUAACAAAAAGAAAUACGGGGGCUCAGAUACAGGCUUAACCCUUGUCUGUCCUUCCCUUGCUCCGGAGCUGCAGUCGGUUGUAAGAGAAGGUGGGUUUUGCCAAGUCCUGGACCAACCCAUCCCACUGGACAGAUUAAUACUGAAAAACGUCGACCCCAUCCAUGUAACAGUUUUCACCCUGCGAAAUGCUUUCCUAAUACAGCAUGAAAAUAGGUAUCGGCAGUGCAUAGCGGUCUUCCUGCUACAAGCACAAACAGAGUCUGCCAAGAAAACAUGGAUGUCACAGAUAGAAAGAGCAGUCUCCAAUUACAUGAAGCAACAUGAAACCAAGAGAAGCACGCUCCUCUGCUCCCCAGCUGAAUCCUCUGAAAUUUAAUAAUGCCAGCACAGCUCUGACAGAUGCAACAGAAGACUACUGUGGUAACAGCACCAUUAUUUCUUCCAGUGUGCAUUAACUUUCUGAAACUAACAGGCUUCUGACUCGACUAAAUAGAAGUGAUGAGUUUUGAUCGCAGGAUGUAGGAAUAAAUUGGAGGGGGAGAACGAGCCACACAGCAAAUACAUCACUCUCAGAUGCUUCUUUGCUUCAGCUUGGAGAAGGCUCUUCCCAGCAAGGCAAGUGUUAAUACAACCUGUUCCUUCCUAGAAAGCAGGACAAGGAAAACACCUGUGUCGGUGAGGAGAAUUCAUUCACCAGAAGUCCAGAGCUCAUACAAAACAUUGCACAUUGAGGUUGUGGGAGCAGAUCAGUAAAAGCAUAUAUUUAUUGCCUUAAUUCCCCAUUAAUUUUUGCGAGGAGGCUGCUUAGUGCCCUGUUUCUUUGAAAAGGUCAUUCUUACACCUCACAUCCAGGUGCACUACAGAACCCACAGAAUACAUAAAAAGAGAGAACAAAAGUGCAGUGAUGUUCUACAUAUAAUGGGAACCUUUUUUUUUUUUUACCUGAAACUUUUUCACGACGUUAUUAUUAGUAGAUCUGUCGUUAUGUAUUAUUUACUCUCAGCAAAAUUGAACUCCAAAGGCUGCACGAUUUCUUCUCUUUUCAGCUUCUCUUUAAAAAUUUGAACUUCUGCAUUCAACUAUUCAAUACAUCACCGCAGCUCUGUGAUCCACAAAGUACACACUUGCUAAUCGCUUUUUUCUUUUAGAUACAUGAAUAGAACCACAGAACAGUUUGCAUCUGCUUGCCACAACACAUUCACAGGCUACCACUGAGGGAGGAGGGUGCUCUCACCAGGCUACUCUUGGCUAAGUGCCUGAAAUUAGCCACAGACAAGAGAGGAAGGCAGACUCCCUAGAGCCACUCUAUACAAUCCUGCCACAUCUCCCACUUGCCAUGCCCAACCAGAUAAUCUCCCUAAGCAGGGAAGUUAACUCUUAAAGAACGCUUCUAGUGCCAAAAGUGAUUUCAGGGGGAACUAAGCAGGGAAACUCCACACAUGAGGACUAGAUUGAAAGAUUUAGGAGUGCCCUUCCAACUGUUUGCAUUACUCAUGGUUAAAUCAGCAUACCUCGUCUCUGCUCUGACAUCAAGUCAAAGUCAUGAGCUCAGGCACUGCCCCUAAUCCAGCUUCACCCAUGUGGUGGUCUGUUUUAUCCACCUGAACUUGUUCACAUCUAUACAACACAGAUUCCAGACCAGAGGCUGUACACAGACUUACCUGGUUCAUCGUUGUUCAGAUGUAGUACGUGUUCCUGCUCUUCCCUUUUAUGCUCAUGAUAGAAGUUUCUGCCACAGCUUAACGAGAAAAGAGCAGCUAUCCAGGCUUCACACCAAAUGGUGAACAUGGAGGACAGGAGAGCAGAACUAAGCAAACACAGCAGAUCUGCCCUAGGAUGCCAUGCGAGCUGCAAACAGCCACAGCUUGGCUUCAACAGCUGUGCUCAAUCCCCACUGAUCCCACGCUCAGCUGCACCCGGUCACACCCUCACAUCCUUGCUGCCUCCCCAGAACCUCACAGUAUCUUGCAACCAGUGAUAUUUCCAAAAAAAAUGUAAGCCCAGAGGAGUCACACCUGUCAGACAAAGACCCGUGUUUUCUGAGCUGUCAGAGGGGGAGUUUUUGCACCUCUGUGUAUUUUUUGCCAGAAGGCCAUUAAGGCCAUUAAGACAGGUCUUUUUAGUUUACCAGGCAACUAAACAGUGCUGGAGAUCAUUUCCUAGAGGUCAGCACACCUCCAAAGGAGGGCACUGUAGGGAAAGGCAGUACUCAUACCCUGACUGUGUUCAGGAAGGCAAACCUAACAGGCUCUUACGUGUUCUGAAGAGAAAGAUGCCCCAGAAAGCAAUCAAGGCAGAAAUGAACUUCCCAACUUGAAUCGCCUUUCAGAGAAGACAGCUCUCAAACUCUCUAUACUAUCUAAGCAGAAACCCGAGGAAGAUCUGCUUCAGUUUCUAAAUGUAGUAUAUGUGAAUGUUCCAUAACUCAGUUGUCACUUUAUCACGGGACUGAUUGCACAUACACUGAUCACCUGGGUUCUCCUUCUGUUCUUCUUGUGGUUUUUGCCCAACAGCUGAACACGUCCUUAAUCUGAAGACUUAGAACAAGCACCCCAGCUAAGUCUUUCAGUUAUAUCAAUUGUCAGAUUACACUGAAUGCAACGUCUGACUGACAAAAACCUUGUGCAAUUACUGGGAAAGGAAAAACUACUCUGAAUUGAGCUUGAUUACAGUCUCCUCAUGAGAGUUUUUGUUGCAGUCUCUCACAAGUCUAAGAAAUUGGAGCGUACAGCUCUCAAAUGUGUGGCUUCCCACCAGUUCACAAUGAUAUAUCCCCCUUUUCCAAGCAGUUUUCUGUCUAAAGUGAAUGAUGGAAAGGUCUAUUAGAAAGGUCUAAUUUUUUCUUUUAUUGUCGUUCAUCGAUCCUGUAACAGGUUAGAAAACAAAAAUUACAUUUCAAUAACAUUUCAUCAUAGUUUAUACAGAACUGGUUGGUUGAUGCAUGAUGUCAUUUUCUCAUCCAAAUCCACAGCCACCUUUCAAACCGCAGAGUUUAGGAAUUACAGUGCACGCUGGACUAAAUUCUUUCACAAUGUAAGGCACAACUACAUGAUCACAAGUAGUAAACACAAACACUGAAAUAGAACUUAAGAAUUAAACUUCAAUGAAAAAGAAACAAAACCCAAACACACUCAUGCAAAGUUGAUCUACACCUACCAAGAUGGUAUGAUCCAGUUUAAAAGAAGUGCAGUACUCUGUAAGUAAAACUGCAUCAUAAGGCUGUUAUAAUACAUUACUUCUAAAUACUGUGUAAGAACUUAAACCUUUUUCCAUUUAUAUUUUAUACAAUUAUACAGAAAAUAAGUUGAAUGUGCGAUAUUCACAUCCGCAAUAAUAAACUGAUCAUUAAAACUCAGGAAAGAGGCAAACAAGACAAUGCAGUUUGUGGCACGCAUCCGUUACAGAAACCAUUCAUCAAGUUCACAUCUCUAGUACUGAAGAAAACAAGUAAUUAAUGGUACAUGUGGUGAAUGAGGCUAUCCAUAGCCAAACAACAAUGCUGCACACAAAAUUGUUUUUACUCAGCAGACCGUGAUUAUGAAAGCUUGUGGUUAUGAUUUGCCUCCUGUCCAGCAGCCAGAGUUUGCAAGACUAAAACUACAGAAGUUAAAAGAAUACAACAGAGUAUACAGUCACUUGAAACUACUGGAUACUUCCAAACACAUAAAAAGAAAGACUUCAUCUUUUUUAUUAUUGUUGUUUUUUUGGUGAUAAACUUUUGCGAUUUUGGCAUUUACUGUAACUUUUACAUAAUGUGACAGUGAGCAAACCCUAUUAAACUUACCUAACGUUUGAAUCUUA